Messenger RNA from Ailuropoda melanoleuca (giant panda), 9064 nucleotides. RefSeq names its product DGCR8 microprocessor complex subunit (gene DGCR8). Gene Ontology annotation, cellular component: microprocessor complex. Gene Ontology annotation, biological process: primary miRNA processing. Bases 4865 to 7186 code for a protein of 773 amino acids. Gene Ontology annotation, molecular function: primary miRNA binding; heme binding; identical protein binding. NCBI's taxonomy places the organism in Eukaryota, Metazoa, Chordata, Mammalia, Carnivora, Ursidae. The record is from RefSeq and is a predicted model, not a curated record. The transcript has 13 exons.
AGCCACGCGGAGUGCCGGCCUUUGUGAAGCAUCAUGGCCGCGGGCCUCGGAGAACGCGGGGCCAGGGUCCCGCCGUGGCGGGGGAGGGGGGCCGGGCCCCAGGCCCCAGGCGGCGCCGACGCCGGUCGCUCUCCGCCCGGGUAAACAGCCCGAGUGUAACGAGGCCCCUCGCCCUGUGGGCCCGAAGCCGUAGCGUCGCUUUCAGGCGGGAAAGGUAUGAACACGGGUAGUGCUCGCUCAGGAUCCUGCCGGGUGUAACAGUUUGGGAAAUCUGAGAAGUCGCCUAAGUCCUUUUCUCCGCCAAAUGCUCAUGGGUUGAGUGUCACUUAGAUAAGCGGAAUGUGGUUUUGUUGUAACAAUGGUCGUGGUAGAAAUAAAUGGAAGGUGGCAACCUGUUGAUAGUGAUACCAUUCGAUGGUAUCAAGUACCAUUCGAAGGCCUUGGGUUGCUCUUGAUAGGAAUUUGAUUUGCUAUUCUGCAUGCUUGCAUGUGCCUUGUUACCUGAUGCACGGCAGUCCAGGCUAGGGCUGGUGACUGUGUGAGGCCAACCACCAGGCGGAGAACCUCUUUUUCCUGGUCUAAGCCUGGACUUCCAGUCAGUCGCCUGACGCUGAGUGGCCCAAACCCUGCCGCAGGCUGUCACUCACCAAAGGGAGUGAAUGGCCAGUCAGGAGUGCGCCUGUGAGUACAGGAUGUGAGGCCUGUUGGAGGAUGACAAAAGGAAUGGAUGAGGUCAUACUGCUGCUGGGUUGGGCGGGAGGCUGCGGUGUGAGAGGCUUGACCGAAAGGCACCAGCCCCAGCACUGGACAGUACAGCCAGUGCCUUGAUGCCAGCAAGUGGACUUCAGUGAAGGGCGCUGUCCAAGCCUGUUGGUUUUACCCCAUGUACCAGGGAUCCAGGGGAGCCUGCUGCAAGUCUGCUGCUGGCUUACAGUCCACUUGGCAAGCAAGGUUUGCAUCCGUGUGUUCAAUCAGCUGAAGCAGCAGUGAGGCUGAUGGUGGGACAGUCACUCUUUGAGCCAUUUAUGGUCAAGCACUCUGUAGGGCACUUCCUGGGGAUUGUUAUAAUCUGACCAUGACCUUGGUAGUAGAAAACAUGAAUCUCACUGGAUUGCUUGGCCUUGGUCCCUCUUAGUAACUGCUCUUCCCUUCCCCCUUUGGUGGUCUCAUAUGCUUCCUGGCUUUAAUGCCUUCUCUCCUUGACAUCUCCCAUCGCCUUCUCCAGCUCUGGCCUCCCUUCUGAGCCUCUGUCUUUUCCCUAUCUCCAUAUGUUGCUUUGAUGCCAAGUAGCCAUGUUCAAACCUAAAUCCUUAUCUUUACCCACCCCACAACACUUCUCAUGCUGCCUUCACCACCUCAAUGUGUGACAGCUCUGUUCAUGAGUUUAGAGUCACCUGGAUUCCUCUGUUAGGCCUCAGUGCAACACUCAGGACUAUUUCUUACCACCUUCAGUUUAAUAUGCUAUUCUGAACUUCCUGGUGAGCCUCUAAAUUCUUCUCUUUGCUCUCACUCCUGCUCCUUUCCCUACUCACCCACGAUAGUUUUUCUGGACACAGAAUGAUUUUUUUAAACUGUAAGAUAGUGUAAAACCGAGGAAGUGAGGAGAGGAGAGAGCUUGCCUGAGUGGUAAAGCAGCUUUACUGCUUUCUAGCUGUGUGACCUUGAGCAAGUUGCUUAACCUUUCUGUCCUUAACCUAUCUCUUAGUGCUGUGUGAGAACUGGUGAGUGAAAAUGCAUAACACUCUUAGAGCAGGGCCUGGCUGAAGGUUGGUUGCCACUGCUGUCCUUGGAUCAUGUCCUGUCCAGUGGCCCAUCUCUUAAGAUAAGAGCCGCAGCCCUGGUCUCAGUCCCCCUUAGCAGGCUGCUUUCAUCUGCUGCACUGCAUCUGUACCCCGGGGCUUUGCUCUUCUGUCACCUGGAACGUCCCCUCCUCCCACCCACUUAGCUCACUGUCUUCUGCCUCCAGAUGGGCUCUGGCUGUGCAGUCUUUGCUGUCUGCCCUUUCUGAAGCUGCCCCCCCCAACUCCUUGUUUUCUCUUGAAAACUUCUCAGCUUUUCUUAGUUGUUUCUCCAUCUCUCCUGCUAAAAAGAGAGCUCUGUGGGGUAUGGAUUUUCUCUGUUUUGUGUCCUUAGCAUCUAGAAUGGUACGUGGGCCAUGUGGAAAGUGUUCAGCAAACACUUGUUGAAUGAGUAGAGCAAGCUUACAGGGGAAAGUAAGGAAGUUGCCAGGACUGUCCUACUGUGAGCUCUGAGCCUUGAGCUGCUGCCCCUGGGGCUGGGCAGGCUUUCCUGAUCUCCCAGGGAGAAAGAGCGCUUUAUUCCUCUACAGCUCCCUGACCCCACCCUCUGCACCUCUUCCAGGCCUCCCUGCAUUGUUGUUAUUAUCAUCUUUGCUUUGUGUUUUGGUGAUGGCAGCUGCUUGGUCUUUUAACAUGGUAGCAGGUGUCCCCAUCCUGUACCAUCCUUUGUUUCAGCCCCCCCCCCUUCAGCCCCCAGAGUCACAGAUUGGCUCUUGCUAGUGUCUCCACAGACCUACCAGAAGUCGAUGGGUUCGGUCCUGAUUUUUAUCUGUGUUCUGUAGCACUGGACAUGCUGACCUGUCUGUCCUCUGAAAUGUUCUUUGUUGGUUGCCAGUAGACUGGCCUUACUUCACUCAGUUCUCCUUGUGCGUGUUCAGCUGCAGCCUCCUUAGCGUUUAUCUCAGUCUGAGUCUUGUUAUCUCUAUGCAGUAUCCCCUUGGUCUUUAGCACCUUUAACAGAUACACCUUUGGGGGAGGGGUUGUGUUAAACUCCCAUCGAAUUCAGAAAUGUAAGGACAUCUUAGAAUCUAGGAAAUAGAGUGACAGCUCAGUGGUCAUUGCCCUUCCAACUGUGUCCAGGUGGUGGGGACCUUGUCUCUUGCUUAUGGUAGUACAUCUCUUAGGGUAGAGGCCAGUGAAUAUUGGUUGAAUGAAUGAAUUAAAUCUAAGUUAAGUCUCUGGUUUUUAUGUUGUGUCUCCUUGAAAGUACAACCACCACGCUCUACUCCUUCACUGUAAACUUCUUAAAUAUGUGCUGUCUGCUGUCUCUGUUCUAUCCAUGCAGCCAGUCAAGCCUGCCCUAUGUGGGCAUGGGCAUGCAUGUGCGUAGCUGCACCCGUGUGCAUGGCAUGUUCAUGCGUGUGUGUGUCUGCAUGGUGUGGGAGUGUGCGCGCAUACACAUUUGCGUCUGCACGUGCUUCUCCUGCUUUGAUGCCCGGCCCUCCUGCAGACCUCUGGGUUUUUGGAUUGUCCCUCUGACCUGCCUUUUCACGUCAUCCCUUUUGUUGUCCUUUCUCUGAAGGGAAGCUUCCCAGAGUUGCAUCUUCAACCCUCUUCUUGGUCUGUGUUGCCUCUCUGGGCAGCCUCUCUCCUGUGGUUUUGGCGACUUAUCACCUCGCUGAUGUGUUCUGGCCUUCUGUUUCCCGGCCAGUCACAGCUCCAGAGCUGUGGCCUCAGCACCUGUUGGAUAGGUCUCCCUGGAGGCUCCAUCCGUUCUCCUCUUCAGGCUCCUGCCUGAAUGCUGGAACACGUGUGUCCCUCCAGGGGAGAAGCCUCAUUCGCCUUCAGUUACCUCUUGUCUCUGCUCUCCACCUCUACCCAGUCAGCAGUGGGGUCAGUUCUGUGUCUUCACUGUUCUUGAGGGCUCCGGCCCCAUCAACGGAGCUUCUUUCACACCUUUGUGCUCUGGCCUGGAGGACUGCCCUCUAUGCCUUGAACAUAGGCACUGGGCCUGGCACAGCUGUCAGUCUCCUUUUUCAAAUAGGGACUGAAUUGUGGCAUGAGAAUCACUUCACCCUUGGUGGCUCCUUAUUGCCCCCAGGAGGGAGCCAGGCUCCGGAUGGCACCCAGGACUUCCUGUGUCCUUGGCUCCAGCUGUCUCCUGAGGCUCCCCCGACCAAACCUGGCCAGGUUCCCUUCCCCACAGCCACCACCCCCUCCUCUACCGGGAACAGAACAUGCCACCUCUGGUGACCUCAGCACGCUGCAUCACUGUCCCGGUCCACGUGCCACCUUGUGGGCCCAGGAGAGCCUUGGGGUCCCUGGGUAGCAGAGCGCCUGGCCGUACCUCUGAGGCCCUAGUGCCGCAGAGUUGAGCUGAGGGUCUCGCAUUCGCCCUCACCCUCUGACUGACCCAGCCCUAGCAGGUGAGUGGAUCCAUGUCGCUCUGAUGGCCAGAGGGAGGCCACACACCUUGUGUGUGUUCCGGAAAGGGCAGCCUUGCACCGUGAGCUUGAUUACCUAGUAAACUGAGUUAAAGGAAUGCUGCGGUGAAGCUUAGCCUAGUUUUUAAAAGUCUUUCUUGAACCUUAAGAUAAUACUGUUUUUGUGCUUCUGAAGUAGGAAUAACAGUGGACAAUUAAUAAGAUAUUUAGCUUUGGACUUAAAUCGUAAUUUAGGUUCUGAAGGAAGAAUGUAGAGCUAGAUUGUUUUGAAGCCUAGAAGGUUCUCUGAGGCAGUAGUAUUUCAAGUUCUUUACUACACUGUUAAUAGCACUUGACUCUCAGUACCAGGGAAGCAGAAGGUUUCUGUCAUUUUGUGACGAUGUUUUUAAAUCUCUUUGCAGGUGGAAGAAGAAAGGUGCCACUUUGGCAUGAAGACAGACUCGCUUAGUCGUCAGUCAUUUAAGCUGAGUGCAUUGUGAUUUCCAAUAAUUGAGGCAGUGGUUCUAAAAGCUGUCUACAUUAAUGAAAAGAGCAAUGUGGCCAGCUUGACUAAGCCGCCAGCGUGUGCAGCGCGGGCAGGACGGCACCGGGUCUCAACGGACUUGUGCAUGUUAGCUGUAUAGAUUUAUGUAAGGUUUUUUAAAACUCUGGUCUUUUAAAAUAGUCUUAACCACUUUUACUAUGGAGACAUAUGAGAGUCCCUCUCCUCUCCCGCGUGAGCCCGCAGGAGAAGCGGUGAUGGAGAACCGAGCUUGCCCCCUCCAAGCGCUGCCCCGUGAACAGUCUCCACCACCUCCCCUGCAAACGUCCAGUGAUGCAGAGGUAAUGGACGUUGGCUCUGGUGGUGAUGGACAGGCCGAACCCCCUGCUGAGGACCCGCUCAACUUCUACGGAGCUUCUCUUCUCUCCAAAGGAUCCUUCUCUAAGGCCCGCCUCCUCAUAGACCCGAACUGUAGUGGCCACAGCCCGCGCACCGCCCGGCACGCACCUGCGGUCCGGAAGUUCUCCCCUGACCUUAAGUUGCUUAAGGAUGUAAAGAUUAGCGUGAGCUUUACCGAGAGCUGCAGGAGUAAGGACAGGAAGGUGCUGUACACAGGAGUGGAGCGCGACGCUCGUGCAGAGUGCGGUCUGGCCCUUAGCCCUGUCAGUGGAGACGUGCAUGCUUGUCCCUUUGGCGGGAGUGUUGGGAAUGGGGUAGGUGUAGGGGGUGAGAGUGCUGAUAAGAAGGAUGAGGAGAAUGAGCUGGAUCAGGAAAAGAGAGUGGAGUACGCAGUGCUCGAUGAGUUAGAAGAUUUUACUGACAAUUUGGAGCUAGAUGAAGAAGGAGCAGGCGGGUUCACGGCUAAAGCAAUCGUGCAGAGAGACAGAGUGGAUGAAGAGGCCUUGAACUUCUCCUAUGAGGAUGAUUUUGACAACGAUGUUGAUGCUCUGCUGGAAGAGGGCCUUUGUGCUCCCAAAAAGAGACGGAUGGAGGAGAAAUACGGAGGAGACAGUGACCAUCCAUCUGACGGAGAGACAAGCGUACAGCCAAUGAUGACCAAGAUUAAAACUGUGCUAAAAAGUCGUGGCCGUCCUCCUACAGAACCGUUGCCCGACGGGUGGAUCAUGACAUUCCAUAACUCCGGAGUCCCGGUGUACCUACACAGAGAGUCUCGGGUGGUCACCUGGUCCAGGCCGUACUUCCUGGGAACGGGAAGCAUACGGAAACAUGAUCCUCCUCUGAGCAGCAUUCCCUGUCUGCAUUACAAGAAAAUGAAGGACAAUGAGGAAAGAGAGCAAAACAGUGAGCUUGCCCCCAGUGGGGAAGUGUCCCCUGUCAAGCCCCUGAGCCGAUCUGCGGAGUUGGAAUUCCCCCUGGAAGAGCCCGACUCCAUGGGAGCUGACUCGGGGGCCCUGGAUGAGAAGGACCCACUGGGGGCUGAGGCUGCCCCUGGGGCCCUGGGGCAGGUGAAGGCCAAGGUUGAGGUGUGCAAAGAUGAAUCAGUUGAUCUUGAGGAAUUUCGGAACUACCUGGAAAAGCGUUUUGACUUUGAGCAAGUCACUGUGAAGAAAUUCAGGACUUGGGCUGAGCGGCGGCAAUUUAACCGAGAAAUGAAACGGAAACAGGCUGAGUCCGAGAGGCCCAUUCUGCCGGCCAAUCAGAAGCUCAUCACUCUGUCUGUGCAGGAUGCACCCACAAAGAAAGAGUUUGUCAUUAACCCCAACGGGAAGUCCGAGGUCUGCAUCCUGCACGAGUACAUGCAGCGCGUCCUCAAGGUCCGCCCUGUUUAUAAUUUCUUUGAAUGUGAGAACCCAAGUGAGCCUUUUGGUGCCUCGGUGACCAUUGAUGGUGUGACCUAUGGAUCUGGAACUGCAAGCAGCAAAAAACUUGCGAAGAAUAAAGCUGCCCGAGCUACGCUGGAGAUCCUUAUCCCUGACUUUGUCAAACAGACCUCUGAGGAGAAGCCCAAAGACAGUGAAGAGCUUGAGUAUUUUAACCACAUCAGUAUCGAGGACUCCCGGGUCUACGAGCUGACCAGCAAGGCCGGACUGUUGUCGCCCUAUCAGAUCCUCCACGAGUGCCUUAAAAGAAACCAUGGAAUGGGUGACACAUCCAUCAAGUUUGAAGUGGUUCCUGGUAAAAACCAGAAGAGCGAAUAUGUCAUGGCGUGUGGCAAACACACAGUGCGCGGCUGGUGUAAGAAUAAGAGAGUUGGAAAACAGUUAGCCUCUCAGAAAAUCCUUCAGCUGCUGCACCCACAUGUCAAGAACUGGGGGUCUUUACUUCGCAUGUAUGGCCGCGAAAGCAGCAAGAUGGUCAAACAGGAGACGUCAGACAAGAGCGUGAUUGAGCUGCAGCAGUACGCCAAGAAGAACAAGCCGAACCUGCACAUCCUGAGCAAGCUGCAGGAGGAGAUGAAGAGGCUGGCCGAGGAGAGGGAGGAGACUCGGAAGAAGCCCAAGAUGUCUAUUGUGGCGUCUGCCCAGCCUGGCGGAGAGCCCCUGUGCACUGUGGAUGUGUGAGGGAGGCAGCAGGGUCAGGCGCGGGGACUGCCAGCUCUGCUGCCAGGGAGACCAUGCGCCACUCACUGCAGCCUCGGGCGUCUGAUCUGAGUUCCUCCCCUGCGGCCAGGCAUCUGAGGCCGGGGCCAGAGGGGUGGGGCUCUGGUGCACGGGGACGGCAGGGCCACGCAGCUCUUCCUUGGGGGCCGCCCGCAGGUCUAAGUGGACGUGUUCAAGGAUGGACUCGGCUUGCCCACACGGGUGAAAGCCAAGAGCCUGGCAGUAGCUGUGGAUGACCUCUGCCUCUGGGGACUUGCUGCGGACUGGUUUGAUGAAGGUUUUCAUGAGUGUCAGUACGUAACAUGCACGGACAAGAAGUGGCAGACAGACAGAAAGUGGUGGCCGAGUCCUCUGGCGCCUAGGCCACUGCAGGGGUCUGGUCAGAAGGCACACACUGGCACUCCUCUCCCCUUCCCUGCCUCGUGUUUUCCUUUUUCUCUAAAAAGGUUAUAACAGGAAGGAGUAAUUGAAACCUUUUUGGCUUAAAAUAAACACAAUUUUAGAAUCAACUUUUUCAGAGAUUGCAGGCAAGCCCUCAAGGUGAUUCUUUUCCAUUCUUGAAACAUGUUGCCAGUGUGAGUAUGAAGUCUGCUGGUCUCCGCCCGGCUUAUUACCCUGGCCCUGAGCUGGCUUGUGGUCCAUUUUUUCCCAGUAAGUCUUAAUGUCCUGAAAACACGCUUUCUUAGACACCGAGGCCCCUCACCUUCACUGGCCUCUGGCAACUUUUUACUCAAGAUUUUUGCACAGUCAGGCCCAUCUGUCCACCCAUCAAUUUUUAAAGCUUUUAUGAUAUUUUAGCAUUUGGGAAGAAACUUUUACAGUGAGAGUAGAAGGUAGAUUUGGAAUCAUGUAGCAGAUGUAAACAAGCAUUUUCGCAUGAGGAUUUUAGAAGCGGAAACCAGGACCGUUCGUGUAGUCCAUCCGUGCUCACAAAGUGGCGCUCCUCCCCAGAGCGGAUGCGAGCACAUGGAGAGUAGUGGUCUUGCCCGUGGCUGCACUGGAUUUCAAGGGCACCUGCCCUGCACAGCCAGGGCUCAUGGCCACCUUGUUCCUUUGACCAGCAGUCGGUGCUCUCCAAGUGGCUCCUGCAGACUGGUGCAGGGUUGGUGUGUCCCUGCCCUGAGCCCCAGGGGAUGUGGGUGUGUUUGGGGCCCUGGGUUGUCCCGGAGUGCAAGGUAGUGGUGGCCAGCCGCUCCCUGUCCGUAGGGCCUGUUCAGGGUGCCAUGUGCUCUUUGUGCAUUGUUGGCUGCAGGGGCCCACUGCUGGGCUACAUUGUCCCAUUCCACGGGCAUGCCUGUUCUCCAUCAGAUUCCCCGUGGUUGGUGUCGAUUUGUUUUCAGGAAGACAGAAUGUCGGUCUUGUGUGCCACCCACGGUGUAUCCCUCCCUUACCACCUGUAUGACUGAGGUUGGCUUCUGUGUUGACCUUUAUAAAACAAAACAAAACCCUCAAAUCGAGUUGCUGUAAUUAGACACUUGCUUCUGUCUUGCCUCCUGUCUGCAGCUGUGAAUAAUCAUUUGACUACGACUGUUUGCCCUCAGAACAGCCAGAUGCGCCAUUGUGAACCAAAGCUUCGUGCUCAUAUGUUAACUAGAGGCAGUGAGGCUUGCUGCAGCCUCCCCAUGUCCUUCCUCCAUGUCCCCCUCCCCCCCCAUGUGGGUGUGAGUGUUGUGUGCACACAGCCAUGCCUUGGGGGCAGAGAAGAGGGGGAGGCUGUGGUGAUGCCACCUCCACACGGCCACUAGUCACUGUGUGCCUUCCAGGCGGCGGCGAAACUAUGGCUGUAAGGGUGAGCCUGGAUUGUCUGAAUGCAUAAAGCAAAACUGUCCCAAAAGGGAA